AUGCCACCCUUCCUCCCCCGCAAGCGCAUAUCCUCCGAGGACCCGCCCCCGGCCAAGCGCCAGGCCCGGCCCGAUAGUCUUCAAGCUCCCCCUCCCCAAGCUCCGUUUCACCUCUCUGACUCCGACUCUGAUUCCAACUCAUCUUUGAGCGACGCACCUGAAGGUCUUCUCAACAAGGAGAAUGAGAAAUCUGAAGAUGAAGAGGAGGAUGUCGACUGGGAGGAUGCGAUAGACACAAAGACCAGUGUCAUCACACCUACUGUCGCAGCCCUAGAGCUACAGGACCUAGAAUUGACACUGGAUCAAAAUGAGACACACGUGUCUGAUCUUCUGGAUGGUAAGAAAGGGCCUAGUAAGAUCGAACGCCAAAUUCGGAUCCAGACACACUGUAUGCAUGUCCAAUGCUUGCUUUUCCACAACGCUAUCCGCAAUGCCUGGAGCAACGAUUCCAAGGUCCAUGAGAUCCUGCGCAACAAGCUACCGGAAGGGAUCCACAAGGAAGUCAAGAAAUGGCGCAUAGCAUCGGGUCUAGAACUCCCAGAAUCAAAACCCGAACCGCCUAAGAGUAAGAAGAAGGGCAAAAAGGCCCGGAAAAAUAAAGACUGGAAUGCUGAGUCAGAGCGACUGGAACCAGGCCAGCCAGACAUGAGCCGUGGUGAUCCAAUCAUUACAUUGAUCAAGGUGCUGGUCGCAUACUGGAGAAAGCAAUUCCACAUAACGGCGCCAGGACUGCGAAAGUAUGGAUACCGACCAGUAUCUGCUCUCGAGGCUGCAAUCACCGACUUUCGCGACGAAGAACAUGAUCCAGAGCGCCAUGGUGAGCGUAUCGCCAACCUCGACGAGUUCCGCAAGACCGCCGAGCGUUUGCAGGGCUCACGGGAUGUUGGCGCACAGCUUUUCACGGCUCUUGUCCGUGCUCUAGGCAUUGAGGCCAGACUCGUGGGUAGCCUACAGCCGUUGGGCUUCGGCUGGACCAAGGGAGAGACCUACACACCUUCCAAGCUAGAUAAGGAUUUCGACAGUAAAGGGGACUCGGAAGAAUCCGAGACUGAAACUGAUGCAACUGAAAGUAAAUUACCAGCGAACAAAAAGCAAAAACCGUUUGACAAGGAUCUGCCAUUCCCUAUCUACUGGACCGAAGUUGCCUCCCCCGUUACGAAUCAGAUCAUAUCUGUUGACCCGCUUGUACUUUCUAACCCCGUGGCGCCAUUUGCAGAUACAGAUUUACAAGCAAACUUCGAGCCUCGUGGUGCAAAAGCAGACAGAGCGAAACAAGUCAUAUGCUAUGUUGUCGCCCACUCUUCAGAUGGUACUGCUAAAGAGGUUACAACAAGAUACCUUCGACGACGGACUUGGCCCGGGAAAACGAAGGGCUUCCGAAUGCCUCUGGAAAAAGUACCCGUAGGUCCACGCGGGCACGACAUCGCUUUCGACUGGUUCGGGAUGGUAAUGCGUGGGUACCAACGAGCCCACAAGAGUAAAACAGCCGUCGACAAGCUAGAAGAAAGCCGAGAUCUGCAACCACACCAACCCGAAAAGAAGAAAAUAACCCAAACCGUCGACACUCUCCAAAGCCUCCGAACCUCCCCCGAAUUCGUCCUAGAACGCUUCCUCCGCCGCGAAGAAGCCCUCCGUCCCGGUGCCGAACCCGUUCGAACCUUCAUCGCUGGGAAAGGCGCCCGGGCUAAAGAAGAACCCGUCUUCCUGCGAGCAGAUGUGCUAAAGUGCCUUUCCGCCGAAAGCUGGCACAAAGAAGGCCGCCAGACGAAACCGGGCGCGGUAGCCCUCAAGCGUGUGCCCAUCCGCGCCGUGACACUCACACGGAAACGCGAAGUCGACGAACUACACCGCCAGACCGGCGAAAAACCACUUCAGGGGUUGUACUCGCGCGACCAGACGGAGUUUAUCAUCCCGCCGCCUAUUCAGGAUGGCCGCAUCCCCAAGAACGAAUAUGGCAAUAUCGAUUGUUUCGUGCCCAGCAUGGUCCCCGUGGGUGCAGCGCAUGUUCCCUUACCUGGUACCGUGCGGGUGUGUAAGAAGCUCGGCAUUGACUAUGCGGAGGCAGUGACGGGGUUUGAGUUUGGGUCGAAGAUGGCUGUGCCGGUUAUUCAGGGGGUUGUUGUUGCAGCUGAGCAUGAGGAUUUACUUAGGGAUGCUUGGAAGGUUGAGGCCGCGGAGAAGCAGAAGAAGGAGGAGCUUAAGGCCGAGAAGAAGAUUCUGCAGACGUGGAGGAAGUUUUUGUUUGGGCUACGGAUUAUGGAGCGGGUGAGGGAUGAGUAUGGAGGAGGCGGGGAGGAUCCAGCUGCCGACUGGGAGCGCGAUUCGCAUAAUCCUUUCGCCGUGCAGAAGAAGAAACCAGAAGGGAGAUCGGAUGAUGGUCUUGAUGAAGAACCUCUUGGUCGGGACUCGUCAUAUAACGUGAUCGAUCAUGGCGGUGGCUUUCUUCUUCCUGGCCAGGAAGAUGAUGCGGACGAUGGGUUGAUUGUCGAGCACCAUGAUCAGCAGCGGAGUCAUGCGGGUCCGUCUCACACUGAUGCUGAUCUCCCCGAUGAUAACGAGCCAUUUGAAUCUGAAUCUCCUGCCGUGGACUCCCCGCCUGUGUCUAUCUCCUCAGGCUCAGAUGACGAGGUGGAUAAUGGCCAGGGCGAAGACUCACAACCUGAAUCUGUACCUCGCCCGAUGCGACGAACGCGAGGCAGAGGCAGAGGCCGUUGA
Penicillium digitatum Pd1 is the source of this 2715-nucleotide messenger RNA. Its product is annotated as Rad4 family protein. Gene Ontology annotation, cellular component: nucleotide-excision repair factor 2 complex; nucleus; XPC complex. The record is from RefSeq and is a predicted model, not a curated record. Gene Ontology annotation, biological process: nucleotide-excision repair; mismatch repair. Gene Ontology annotation, molecular function: damaged DNA binding; single-stranded DNA binding. Lineage: Eukaryota; Fungi; Ascomycota; Eurotiomycetes; Eurotiales; Aspergillaceae.